Messenger RNA from Opisthorchis viverrini, 5721 nucleotides. RefSeq lists its product as hypothetical. NCBI's taxonomy places the organism in Eukaryota, Metazoa, Platyhelminthes, Trematoda, Opisthorchiida, Opisthorchiidae. Bases 745 to 5721 code for a protein of 1658 amino acids. Gene Ontology annotation, molecular function: ATP binding; transmembrane receptor protein tyrosine kinase activity. The transcript is spliced from 19 exons. Gene Ontology annotation, cellular component: basal plasma membrane; signaling receptor complex. The record is from RefSeq and is a predicted model, not a curated record. Gene Ontology annotation, biological process: cell surface receptor protein tyrosine kinase signaling pathway; protein phosphorylation; positive regulation of cell population proliferation.
AUGAAACCGAAAGACCAAUCAGCGGGAUUGCUGGCGUUAGAAAUAUCGCCACACGGUGACAUCCUGAAACUUUUGUUUACUACUGCCUUCAUGUAUCGGAUCGCGAGGUGGAUCAUAGUAUUUUUGUGUAUUGCUGGAUCCGCACUGCUUUUAACCUAUACGAGGAUAUAUUCGUCAACAGAUCGUAUAGCUGGACGGAAUUCAGAAGAGACAGGAAGCUCGGAAGUGGACGAUCCGUCUGGAGGAACUGUUGAAUCAAACACCACCGAUGAUACACUGGAACUCACUGUCGACGAGGCCAGACUAAAUUAUUUGAAUCCAUACCUUGGAGAUAGUCGAUAUGCAGGGAAGAAAAAGGAUGAUCUGUCAAUCUUGGAAUCUAUUGAGGAAAUAUCCGGCUAUCUGGUCAUUCAUGGGGUUGGUCGGGGACACCUGCGUUUGCCAAAUCUACAAAUCAUCCGCGGACAAGAUUACGUAAGCAUUCGAGAGCGCAGGGUUGCAAUGCUGAUCUCUAGCAAUUACAACACAAAAAGUAUACUGGACACACCACAGUCUGCUGAAUACGCUGUUGGGGCAUUGCGUCGCAAUGUUUCGGAAAACCAGCCGAAUUAUCUGGGGUCUGGUGAGAAUUCUACUAAAAAACGCGCUGUCACUUCGUUUUUACAGAUACUGGAAAUGCCAAAUUUAAUUUAGGCAGCCGAAUGGCAAACGGUCGACAUCUUUGCGCUUCCUCCAGGAGGUGAUAUGGAUCUUUGGCAUGCCUCAUGUUUCUGCCGACAUGUGGGUCAGUGUUCCACUGUGCAUCCAUCUUCUUCAGCAUCAAACGAUUGGUUGACCUCGCUGGCACAGGAAGCCACCGCAGAGAUCAGGAAUGAGCAGCCCUUUCAGGAAGAGAGACAGGCAACUACGGAAAACUCGCCGCUGUUCUCCGCGCUAUCCACUUCUUCGCAACUAAUGUUACGUAGGAAAAGAAGCAUUUUCAACGGUCAAGUGAGCCAACUGGAUCCUAUUUCGACACACACAAAAGACUCACCAAUGCGAACCGCUGAGGAACCACGCGCAGUUUCUGACUAUCCAGUUCAGAAUGGAUUCCGCGAGAGACUAACCGGACCCACACAUAUACUUAGCAAUGAACUAAGCGCCAAUGAGAUAUCAAAAUCUUCAACCACUGACUUCACUUCAACCAGACUCGGAGAAAUUUUCACUUCCACUUCAGAAGCUCGAACCGAUGAGCAGGCAACUUUGGCAACGAACGGCGAUCCUUCUGAAUCUGAUCUCAAGCCGCAGUGUAAAGAUGCCUCGGCGACGGAGUUGUUUUCUGAUUAUGCGGGUUCGGAGACCAAUCCCUCAACUUUAUUGGACCACAAGGAAGCAAACAUUGCUGCGAACAAGUCUACCUCAUCCUAUGGAAUCGAACCCAUGACCUCUUCACUUCUGACCAGUCCAGUUUUUGGAGGAACUAUCGAAAGGGAGACGAGAGAACCAGUUUCAAAUUCCUCAGCUACCUCCAGCAUGACCUACCCCGUACUUCCAUGCCAUCCAACCUGUCCAAAAAUUCAAGGAAGACAAUACUGCUGGGGUCCAGAAGCAUCUCAGUGUCAGAAAAAUGGUCAUCAAACUCAGCUAUCACGUGCAAUCAACAUCAACUCGAACGCUCAUCUGGAAUUUCUCGGCUUUGCUUCACUACGGCACGUGGGACGUUCAAAUAUAUUGAUCAUGGGCAACCCAAACCUUUGCUUUUUGGACAGCAUACAGUGGGACCAGUUGGUUCCAAAACCGCGUGGACUCAACAUGGAAAGCAUUCAGAUGGAUACAACCAGACCGAAGCGAUCUUCUUCAAAAAGGUCGCUAAAGCGACAGGCUCAACUGGGAGCCACCCUGAAGGACAUGUAUAUCUACCAAAACGGACAUCGUGAAUACUGUCGCGGCAAGGCUGCCAAAUGUGCCGAGGAAUGUUCCACGGAAUCUGGAUGCUGGGGUCCCGGACCUGGCCUCUGUAGGAAAUGUCGCUCAUGGUCCGUGUUUCACGAAGAUGGGUCACGUCUUUGUGUCAAUAACUGCUACAUGGUAGAAGGCCAUUUUACUCAUCAUCUGAACCAUUCAAGCUCUUCGGCCAUUCGCAAUGUCACCGCCUCGCCAAUUGGUUCAACAACAUCUCCAGAUGACGCACGCGUGUCGGAAACGACCUCAACAACAGACAGUACUUUCGAUGAUGAAUCCAUGCCCGAGUUGGACAGUCGCGUGUGCAGUGCCUGUUCUUCGAUGUGUGAAUUGAAGUUGAAUGCGUGUUAUGGACCAGGUGCUGAUCAGUGUAACGGUCCUUGUCGCUGGGUUCAAGACGGACCAUACUGUCGAAAAACGUGUCCACCUGAGAAGUAUCUCGAUCAAACUGACGGAAGGUGUUACGAGUGUUCUCCAGCUUGUUCGUAUCCAGUGACCCCACUAGUCACUGGUUCAUCGGUUGUGCAUCACAAUGACGAUCAGAUCGAUACAAAUGAGACAACGUCGAACCGUAUGUGUACUGGUCCGGGCAAUUGGCCUGGAGCCGGUGGAUGUAACUAUUGCAGACAAACGGCCUUGAGGUCGUUGGCAUCUGCUAACACGUCCUAUUUGGAAUGCGUUGAGGAAUGUCCUGCCGGAACUUUCAUGCAUGUCAUCAAUCUACUCCAACGUGGCGGUUCAAGUUUACGACACCUCAAUCAUCUAAAUUUUUCCAAUGUCUACCGGAACAAGAGCACCGGAAUCGGGGGACAGAACGACCCCUGGUCACGCACCGAUGCUGCAAUGUUACGACCAUUGCCAGAACAAGCUCAGUUAACUUUAAAAACUUGGAUUUUGAAACACACAGAACCGUUGAUUUACGGUUUGGCACGUAUUUGUUUACCAUGUCACAAUCAAUGUGCAGUACAAAACCAGUCGAGCUCCGAAUCAGACUUGACUAGUACAUGUAACGGGCCAGCCCCACAUCAGUGUCAGCGCUGUCUGAAUGCAAGUUUCAACGGAAGGUGCGUAGAAUUUUGUCCUGAAGACACCUAUGCUGUACCUCGACGUCAAAGCCUCAAUGAACCUCACGGACAACAAACACAACAAAGCAAAACACCACAGUUCCUGCUCGAUUUGGGUCUAGAACAUAGCGCACAGUUCAAAAGCAGAUUCGACUGUUAUCCCUGUCAUCCGUUCUGUCGAGCAGGCUGCCGUGGACCAUCUCCUUUUGACUGUAAUCGAUGCAGGCGUGUGAAACUCUACUUGAAUGCAGCGCACACAAAGUGGCAGUGCGCCUCCAUCUGUCCCUCACGAUACGCUUAUCGGAUACGCGAGUCACUCACUGGCGAUUUGGCAUGCUCGUUGCGCCCCAAUUACAUCUAUGUAUCCGAGACUAAUCCUGGCUUUCACGAGUUCCACCUGGACUCGAAUGAAACCAUCAUGUGCAAUGAGACUGCAAGGGAUGAGUUGGAUGCAGUGUGGGACUCGAUAGAACAACUCAAAAGACACUUCGUCAUUUCAACCGAAUUCGCAGGAGCUGUUGCAGCCCUCACAGGACUCUGUGUGCUUCUGGCCUCGGUUGCUUGCCUCAUCUGUUGGGCGGUAUCCAAACAGCUGCCAUCUGAGGAGAAAGAAGACAAUUCAAAACACUCCAGCUCCUCGCGGAUUGCACGGUUGAACGCAAUGUGCGAGCGUUUGUGGACGCGUGGACGAGUUCCAGAUCCGUCAGUGUACAAGUCUAGAAAAAGUGCACAGAAGCGGUUUGCUAGAGCCGGCAAUGACAACUCAAAGAAAAGUGCAUAUAUGACUACGUUGGAAUGGGGACAAAUGUCGACCUUUACACGCACCUCUGCUUCGGAAGAUGAGACUCAACAGAUGUUGUUGACGGAAGACGAGAGACGCGCAACCAGCAAACCGAACAUGGCGACCCUGCGUAUCAUAACCGAAUCCCAACUGGUUCGUGGACCGAUGAUCGGUUCUGGUGCAUUUGGUACCGUAUUCUGUGGCAUAUGGCGUCCACAGAAUCGAUCGGCCCCAUCCGUAGAAACUCUGUCUGUCACCUCACCCGAAUGCGUUCGUACACCGAGUACAACGUAUUCGAUGGAUUGGAGUGACAAGUUAGACGCAAUUUCGGAAAAACCCUCCAUCCUUAGCCCCGACGUUGACGCCGCAAAUAAACAAUCUAGCAGUCCUGCAAAGCCUCACCCGAUCGUCGCUCCUAGUGUUGAACCCUAUCGGAAAAACCUUCCGUCCUUAGCCCCGACAUCGAUGCCGCAAAUAAACAAUCUAUCAGUCCUGCAAAGUCUCACCCGAUCGUCGCUCCUAGUGUUGAACUUCCAGUCGCAAUCAAGUUGGGCCGAACAAAUAGCCAAUGGAAUGACCUACCUUGCCUCAAGGGGUAUCAUUCACCGCGACUUGGCGGCGCGGAACGUGUUGGUGGAGUCUUUGGAUCAAGUUCGAAUCACGGACUUUGGUUUGGCCAAAUGCUUGGACUGUAUUGAAAGUGAAUACCACGCAAGUGGUGGCCGAAUGCCUAUCAAGUGGAUGGCCAUAGAAUGUAUUCAAGACCGAAUAUUUUCCAGCAAGUCCGAUGUUUGGUCGUAUGGAGUAACCGUGUGGGAAAUGUGCACAUUUGGGAAGCGACCUUUUGAAGGAAUACGAGCAAGGGAUUUGCUGCAGCGUUUGGAACAAGGAGUCCGUCUUCCACAACCGGAAACAGCGAGUCUGGAAUUUUACACCAUCCUCUUAAGAUGUUGGGAGACUGACCCUAACAUACGUCCGACGUUCAACGAAUUGCAUCAUAUCUUGGCCAGAGUGAAGGCAACACCAGAGAGAUACUUUUACAUCACGUCAUGCAUCCGUCGACGACAGCAGAGACCCACGAGAUCAAAUGCGACCGAAGCCCUGGAAUUCCUCACACACACACUGAACAGCAGUAGCCGCGACACUCACAGUGACUGUACGACAAUCUGCUUGGACUCCGUGGGGGAUUCGUCUAUCGAGUACGCACAGAUGCAGGUGGAUUGGAUCCGUAACCUGUAUGUGAACAGCCAAAUCACCGCGUUUCCCUCGUGUGUGCAAGAUUUCAUCAGUAACAACUACGCCUAUCUGAGCGAACCAGGAUCACACCACGCAGAUGACGCAAGGACGCAAGAGGAGGAUCGAGCGUACUGUCAACUCAAGUUUGUGUCCUGCGUCCCAAGGUGUGAGAACCCGGUCAGGCUACUCACCACUUUCCGGGACGGAAAUCAGGCAGUAGAUCAAUGCAAAACGGGCAUUCCAAGAGAUCCUAUUCAAUAUAGCCAUCACUCGCAUUCCUUUGCUCGUCCAUUAACUGAAACAAAUACACCUGUCGGACCUGGAGCGUAUUCUGUAAACGAAGUCGAAAGCAUUUCAAUGCAACAGUCUCACAACGCUUCGGACAAAGAAGCGAAUCUAACGACGUUCGUCUCACAAAGCGUGACAAAAAAUAACUUCGACUACGCUCAAGCAAAUGAGACCAUCGACGUAACUGCAAGCGAGACCGUCGGCUGCACAGUAUCUGACCAAACGGUUCCGCAGAUCUGGGUGGAGGAAUAUCUUGAACCACGACAAACCCCCUUCGUUACCAGUACGGAAACAAGAUGGCUACGACAUUUUGGCAACGUGAAUAUUAGCAGUUUCUUCUAUCUUCUCUUACCAGCAGAUGAACGCAUUUUGGAACGCAUACAACCUCCUAUCCAGAUGGAUUCAAGAUAA